AAAAGGAUUUGGAAGAGGCAGUUAAAGAGGCCCUACGUGAACCCAUUCGAACUGAAGUUCAAUAGACUGAAACAUGACGUGCUCGGCAAGAAGAAGGGUACCGUGGACGUUGGACACCCUGGGCUAUCACGUAAACGUGCUUAUGAACAACGAAAAAAGACAUUGGGAGUCGAAUAUGAUCGCAUUGGGAAAGUAAAUAAGAUUGUCGAUCGGCGCAUCGGCGAAAAGAAUAAGAACAUCACAAGUGAAGAAAAAGCUUCUUUGAGGUUUGCGGCAGAACGCGCAAAACAUUUGAAGAAAGGCAGCAAAUUCAAUUUGACUGAUGUCAACGAAGAAGAAGACGAGGAGUUGCUAACUCAUGGUGGCAGAGCUCUUACCGAUAUUCAGAAAUACGAUAAAACCAUUGUUUCCGAUGACGAUGACGACGGUAAUAUUGGCGCUGAUGUGGUGAAAGUUGCUCAUUUUGGUGGAGGUGAAUUGGAUAAUUCAACAAAACCUGACGUAAAGCUCAGCCGCAAAGAUGUGAUUGCCGAUUUGAUCGCAAAAACUAGGCAAGUUCGAGAAGAAAAACAUAUUGCAAAAGAUGAAUUGGAAACAAUCACUGAAGAUUUGGAUGCCAAAUACCAUAGGCUCUUGGGUAAAGUAAAAACCGUGUUUCGUCCAGUUGGAGCAACUAAAGCUGAAAAGAGCGAAAAAGACGACUAUGACAAACUGGCAAUCAGUCUCAAAAUAGAUGCUGACUCAAGGGCUACACCAGCAGAACGCACAAAAACCGUUGACGAGUUAGCAGCAGAGGAGCGAUGUUAUUUGGAAGAGAUGGAAUCUCUCAGAAAAGCAAGGAUGAAUGAAGAGGUACUUUGCUCCAUCCUGCACUCAUUUCCUCUCACCCAUUGCGAUCUCGACGUGCCUUUUCUUUUUGAAAUGCCAAAGAAGUACGAUGCUUUUGUGGAACUCUUGAGCAAAUAUCCCGCGGAAAAGAUUGAUAUUGUUUUGCAGCGUCUUAUAAAAUGCUAUCAUCCUAGUCUAGCAGAGGGCAACAAGAAGCUUCUGUCAAAGUUAUUCCUCUACCUUUUGCGGUACUAUGACGACUUGUCAAACAGUCCUUUAUCCGAUGAUUCAGUGAAGGUGCUUGGAUUUUUGACUAAGUUCGAUGUGGAGUUCGGUGUCAGAUGUGUUCGUGCCUUAAUACGGCAAAAGUGGAAAAAGCGUAUGAACAAGCCAAAGUCGCCUACAGAGUUUUCCCUGAUCUCUUUGCUGAGGUUGAUUGCGUCCUUAUUUCCUGUCAGUGACAGGUGGCACCCAGUUUGUACUCCAGCCAUGGCACUAGCAGCCGUGUCCCUUGCAAAGUGUCAGAUAAGGGAUUUAACGAUUCUAACUCGCCAGAUUCUGCUUGCUACGGUACUCAGUGACUAUGUGGAGGAAAGUAAGCGGUAUAUACCUGAGGCGAUAGCGUUUUGCCAAGGAGCUCUCCUCGUUGCGGUAGAAAAUGAAGAGAGUGAGCAUAUUCCAUCUGUUGCGUUCCCUAUUUCAAUGCCCCAUAGGAGGAUGCUUCUUAUUAGUAAGGUAAGCUGGUUUUCGAUCCUAUGUGUGGACGAUUCCGAUUUAAACAAGUGUGCUGUAUUGCGAGCACUUACAGCUCUUAUACAGAAGUACCGUAUUUUAUAUUUUUGGUCCUCUACUUGUUUGACCAAAUUACGUUCUCGCGCUCAUUUUAGACCCUUUGUCGACCUUCUGAAACGGCUUCCAACAGGUCGUAUGCCUUCACUUCUGGCUGAAGAAGUAGAAGCACUCACUCGUUCGAUGGAAGCGGAAUGUAUGUUACGAUCGCGGCUUACUCAAAUGAGUCGUACGGUCACUGAAAAGAGCAUGUUGAAAAUGUUGGAGCCCCGAUUUGAAGAUAACUUUGAUCCUGAAAGACCGCGCAUGGGGGCACGUGCAGAGAAAGAGAAGCUGCGGCAUCUGGUGAAAAAUGAAACUCGUGGCGCCAUAAAGGAACUGCGCAAAGAUGCCGCAUUCUUGAAUAGGAAGCAAUUGAAAGAAACUGCUGCCAAGGACAAAGAUCGGAAAGAAAAGACGAAGCGGCUUAUGGGAGGGCUACAGUCACAACAAGGCGAAUGGAAUAAGGAAUUGUGGGAAAGUGGUAAAAAGCCAAAAAAGUGA
Haemonchus placei is the source of this 2160-nucleotide messenger RNA. The record is from the annotation of a GenBank genome assembly. Lineage: Eukaryota; Metazoa; Nematoda; Chromadorea; Rhabditida; Trichostrongylidae.